Drosophila takahashii is the source of this 5062-nucleotide messenger RNA. RefSeq names its product DM13 and DOMON_DOH domain-containing protein skeletor (gene Skel). Lineage: Eukaryota; Metazoa; Arthropoda; Insecta; Diptera; Drosophilidae. The record is from RefSeq and is a predicted model, not a curated record.
CAGUGCGGUUUUGGAGUUCGUUGCGUUCGGUCGCGAGAUCCCAGUGGCUCAGUGGAACCCCCAGCAAAAAAACAGAUCCCUGGAUCAAAACCAAAUACCAAUUCGAUUCGCGAGUGAAGAUCUCUAUAUAUCUUAUGUGUGUGUGAUUGCCAGGAUAAGCACUUCCUGACGGAAUAAAAAAUAAAAUCAGGGCCUCAGGCCAAAACAACCACACUGUCAUAAAAAAAAAAUAAUAUAACACCCAGAAACACACACACUAGCAACCGUUAGCCAUGUUGGCAAUGAAGGAUAAACCUUGGCUGCUGCUAUUUGGCCUAUUGGCCGCAUUAAGCUGCCUAGCCAGCUUUGCAGAUGCUGCUUACCCGUAUUAUGGCACCAAGAUCGGAGCCCUGACCCGCCUGCAUCACGGCGUCUCCGGCGAUGUGUACGCCGUGGAUUCGCGCACCAUCUUCAUCAAGAAGUUCAACUACGACGGCGAGGCGCCAGCGGCCUACUUCUAUGUGGGCAACACGGCGCGGCCCAGCAACGAGGGGGCCGCCCGGCUAAGGGACGAGAGGGGCGGCACUGCCUCCCUCACUCGCCGUUACCGCAACAAGGACGUCACCCUGUCGCUGCCCGAGGGCAAGACGCUACGCGACAUCAAGUGGUUCUCGGUGUGGUGCGAUGAGUUCGCAGUCAACUUCGGCGACGUCUCCAUUCCGGCCAACUUGGACUUCCCGCGGCCGCAAAAGAUCAACGCCCUGAGGGGCGUCCAUGGCGUCUCCUCCGACAACAUUGUCAUCGUGGACGCCCAGACGCUGUUGGUGCCCAAUUUCAGCUACGACGGCGAAGCGCCAGAUGCCAAAUUCUGGGUGGGUCGUGGCCAGCGUCCCACUUCCGAGGGCCUGAGGAUUCCGGACGAGAACGGCAAGGAGAAUCCGCUGCGUCGCUACGAGCGCAAGACCAUUGUGCUGACCCUGCCCGAGGAUCUGACCAUCUUCGAUAUCGGCCACUUUGGCGUUUGGUGCGAGGCCUUCACCGUCGAUUUCGGCCAUGUGCGCCUGCCCGAGGGCCUUAAUGUGCCGCCCUCGCUGAAGAUGCUCGGAAUCAGUCCACAGUCGAAGCUCAACUGCGAGGUGCUCUACGACGAUCUGGCAUUCGAGGUUCGCUGGGCGGUGGCCGGCGAGAGCAUCGUGGUCCAGUUGGUGGCCAAAUUGGAACCGAACCACUACAUGUCCUUUGGAAUCUCGCCGAGCAAGAACAUCAGCCAGAUGAUCGGCGCAGAUGCAGUGGUCGCCUGGGUGGAUCCCCAAACCGGAAACGGAUUCGCCACGGACUAUUUCCUGGAGGGCAAGGCCCAGUGCUCCGGUGGACGUGGCGCCUGUCCUGACACCAAGAUCCAAGAGAAGACCAACUCCAUUCGCCUGCUGAAUGCCGCCAUGGUGAAUGGCUAUUCGAUUGUGACCUACCAAAGAUCUCUGGCUGCCACCGAUCGUCUGGAUCUGCCCAUCUCGAUAACGGAAGCGGAAUCGGUUGUCUGGGCAAUUGGACCACUGAACGACUAUCGCGAGGUCUCCUUCCACACGUUCUACAAUAAGCACCUGCACAACAUCGAGUUCGGUCGCCAGCCCAAGUGGAAUUGUCCCCUGCCCGAGGGCGCUCGUCCUGGCAGCAACUCCUCCGAGCAGGAGGAUUCUGCUCCUGCUGCCCAAAGUUCAACCGGCGGAGCUGGUUACCCGCCAGCCGGAAGGCCCAAUGUUGAGCCCGAAGAGGAGUUCUAUGAGAAUCGGGCGGAGGCACUACAUCGCCAGCCGCCGCAGAGGCGCCAGGAAACGGCCAUCAUCACCCAGCGACGUCCAGUGCCCACUCCAAAGCCGGUCAAUAGCAAUGGUGCUUGGGACAUCCCGGCCAUCCAGUGCCACGAACCGGAGGACGGAGUGUUCUACGCCCAAAUGGGUCCCACGGGAGGAAAGCACGGAUAUCCCGCCAUUACAGGCCACGUUGGCUGGGGAAUUUCUUGGUACAUCAACGGACUUCUGAUUCCCGAGAUCCAUGUGGUGCGCGGCAGGACCUACACCUUUGUGGUGGAGGGCGGCAACAACCCGGACAUUCCGGCCAAGUACCAUCCGUUCUACAUCAGUGACGAUCCUGUGGGAGGAUACGAGCACAAACGCGAGGAAGAGAAGAAGGCCGUUCGCAUCUACGCCGGAGUGCAUCGCUCCCGUUCCGGCCAGGUCACGCCCACUGGGGUGGGCCGCCUCUGCAACUGGACGCCGGACGUGGAGGGACCUCCGGCGGACGACUACCAGUCAUUCGGAGCCUACCAGCGCACCCUGACCCUCAAGUGCGACGCCGGGGAACCGGGCGUCAUCAGCUGGAAGCCGGACAGGAGUACGCCGGACACGGUGUACUACCACUGCUUCACCCACCGCUAUUUGGGAUGGAAGAUCCACGUGCACGAUGCCUGCGACUCGGAGGCGGGCGGCUUAAAGGGAUCCGCCUCCGAACGCCACGAAAUCCGCCUGCCAGCGGCUGCCGAGGCAACAUCCGCGGAACCUGCUCCCGUGCACGAGGACUACGCCGGCGAGGCGUCCGUGAGGCACGAAACCAAGGUCAGCGCCAACGAUAAUUUUUUAUUGAAGCACCAAACCGAUUUGAUUAAGAACCACAAUAUGAACGGAACACCGCCCAAACUGAGUUUUGAAAUAACGAAAUCUUCGGAAAUAACCAAACUGAUUUCAGAUGGCAUCCGCGCUGCUGAGGCUCUCGAGGAGAGCUUAAAGAGGAACCCCAAUCUGAAUCCGAACCUGAACCUGAACCCCAAUCAACAACCCAACCAGUACCCGAAAGCGAACGUGACCCCCGAGAUUCUGCUGGGCGAGACCCACGCCCACAAGCCGAAUGCAUCUCCAUCCGCAUCCGCAUCAGCAUCCGCAUUCCCAUCCCCAUCUGCAUCUCCAUCCCCCGCCACGCUGAAGCUACCGAUCUUCGCUAGCGGUCCCCAUCUCAUCCACCAUCCCCCGCACCCCCUGCAUCGUCUGCACCACCAUCCGCAGCAUGCCCCCCACUCGCAUCCGCAUCCGCAUCUCCAUUUGCAUCAUCACAAUCUAACCGCUAAUCUUCCAGCGCUUGCCCAGAAAACCAUUGGACUCUCUGAGUUUCUGCGUCCGCCGCAGAACGCACCGCUCUUCCAUCCGGUCAAGCUGCCCGGCCGACGACCCUUUCCCGCUCCCAUCAAGAAGGUUCCGGCCUCGCGACCCGUGCUUCCGCAGCAACAUCCGCACCUGCAUCCGCAGCAUCCCGUCCUGCUGCAACAGCAACCCUCGCUGAUUGUGAGCCACUACAGGAAGCCGGUGCCGGGUCUGCUGAAACCCUUUGUCAAGGAGAAACCCUUUCCGCUGCAACCGCUGGCCGCUUCUGUUUUGCUCCUGGGACAACCCACUGAACUGGGCGGCGGACUGGGUGGGCUGACCGCCAAGGGGGAGAGACUCAAGGUCAAGGGUAAACCCAAAAUUCCAGUGCCCUAUGUUGACCUCGAACCGCAGGGCUCUCUGCAGAACACUGCUUUCUUCAAUCAACCGGGCGGAAAGGGGGAUCCCAAGCCCAUAGCACCCAGUUCAAGUUCCAGUUCCAUGAGCAGCUCAACCACGACCACGCCGCUGGUCAAACGUCCUGCGGUGAAGGAACCCUCUCAAGAAGAAAUCGCCAGCAUGCGACCUGCCGUCAAUCAGGGCUUCAAGCCAGACACCGUGAUUGUGGAGAGCGGUUUUCGACCCAUCAUGCGAACCGAUGGAACGGGCGUGCAAUUGCCCAAGGAGAUCAUCGAACAGGUGGCCAAUCGUCGCGAGGAUCCUGGCACCGAAAUCGAUGAGGUGAUGGAAACGGAUACGCUAUUCCUGACCGCCCAGCAGGGCGGCAGUGAAACCCAAAGCUUUGAGCCCAUGUUCAUACCAUCUCCGUUGGACAGCACCAAUGCUUCGAAGAUUUUAAGGGUGAAUGUGAAGGAGGUUAGUCCAACGGCUUCGGCUUUGAGAUUACCAUCGGCAGCCCUGGAGCACGCGCUGCCCUCCGCCUCGGAGUUGAGAAAACCGACCUUGGACGAGCUCUUUGGCGAGGAGUUGAACGAGGAGGAGCUGGAACUAGAGUCACUGCCGCAGGGGGAUGAUGAGGAGGAGACCACUAAGAAUUCAGCCACUGCAACUACAAAAGAGAUCCCGAGCACGACCACCAAGAAACCCAAGGAAACCGAACUGCUGGAAGAUCUCUUUGGACCCGAUGAAGAGGAUAUAUAUGCCGAUGAGCUGGAACUGGAAAUGGAUGACCGAGUGGCAGCUGCUGCCGAGCGGAUUGACACCUACUACCUGCCACCGGACAACAGGAAGGUUCCGCAUGCCAGCCUGCCGAGUGGAGCCCUCUACACCUUCGAUGGCAAGUCGGUGGUGGACAGCAGCCUGGUGCUGCCACCCAAACUGGAUGCUGCGGGCAAUGGUGGUGGAGUCCAGCAGCGACAUGCCCAGUAUGGACUGACACCCUUGGAGCAGCUGGUCCGAACCACUCCGCAAUUCGGGAUCUUUAGGGGAGAGCUACCACAGGAGUUCCGGGGCACAGAGCCCCAACCCGUUUCGGAGUAUUCCCAUCCAGCGCCCUUUAGUCGAACCACCGGCAGCACAACUCCGGCAUUUUCCAGCAGCAGUGGCAGCACCAUCUAUCCGUACUCCUCAUCGCCAGGCACAUCCACAUCGGCAUCCUUCUCGCCAUCGUCAUCGUCCUCAUCGCCAUUGUCCUCAUCAUCGCUGAGACCCAUUUCCACCAAGUUGCAGCUUCUGAGGCCGGAGGGCCGAAGGGCGUAGGACCGGCAGUAGCGAAAUUAUAAGCUAGAACUAGCAUUUAACCGUUCUGGGAUGUACUCUCUCAUAACCACGUUACAUUUACUCGUACACCUGUAUUAGCCCGUAGUUUUCUUUUAACAAUUAUGAUGCUCUUAAUUUUAAACGAACGCAUGAAUUUUAUUAGCUAAGCUAACCGAUUGUGUGUAAGCCGCAUUUUAGUCGUUGUGAAAUAAAACCAAGAAUUAAUCUGAAUA